Messenger RNA from Cyclocybe aegerita, 474 nucleotides. The record is from the annotation of a GenBank genome assembly. NCBI's taxonomy places the organism in Eukaryota, Fungi, Basidiomycota, Agaricomycetes, Agaricales, Hemipholiotaceae.
AUGUGCUCGGAACAGUGCAAACGGGAGUAUUAUUGCUCGAAAAAGUGCCAGAAAACUGAUUGGCCGAGGCACAAAGAGAAAUGUCAGCCGAUGGAACAGCACUUACUCGACAUGCGGCGCUCCAUACAAAAAAUCCAAGAGGUGCCCCACAUCAUGGAUGACCUCCGAACUGCCAUCGCCCUAGAGUUGCUCUCCAUUUUUCAGUCACCCAACACCGACCCAGAGGAGAUCCAUGUCAUUGUCAUUCUCGUCUUCAUACGUCCUUGCUAUCCACCGGACUACUUCGACCUCAUGAACCCGAACGUUCCCCUUGAGCCACUUUUGCAGCGAACCAUGUUCGGCACCCUGCGGUUCGUCCAUGUCCUGAACCGCGCCGAUGUAGAAGAAGAGCCGCUCGAAGAACAAUACCUCCUCUCGAGCCGGAUCCACGAAGCUUCCUUCAUACGAUUGGGAAACCGCAGGCUCGGACGGUGA